This is a messenger RNA of Pocillopora verrucosa, 4936 nucleotides long. RefSeq names its product Golgi apparatus protein 1. Gene Ontology annotation, cellular component: Golgi membrane. The record is from RefSeq and is a predicted model, not a curated record. Lineage: Eukaryota; Metazoa; Cnidaria; Anthozoa; Scleractinia; Pocilloporidae.
AUCAAUCAUGGCGCCGGUGCGGAUGACUGUGUCUUUGGGAAUAAUUCUUCUAUUAGGAUGUCAUUUGGCUUAUUCUCUACCUGAUACCGACUCACCAAAACGCGAACAAUCUGAUAAAAUCAUUGAUUCAAAUAAUCCUUCUGUAAGGAAGGAAGAGCAUGACAAUGAAGUAGACGAACAAAGUAAUCAAGUGCUCAAAGCCCCUGAGAAGCAUACCCAGCGAUCCAAUGCUCCUGCUAACUCUGACGGUGAAGUAGACCAAAGAGAUAAAUCAAGGGAAGAGAAAAGACCAGAUGGAAAAAUUAGAUUUUCCGGAGGAAGUCAGAAGAUUGGUGGUGAUGAGUCACCAUGCGCUGACGAUAUCAGCCGACUUUGUCCACAAAUUCCUAAGGGAAACAACUUUGGUCUUCUGGUUUGUCUACAGGAGAAAGCAAUGGAAGAUGACUUGUCCUCAGAUUGCCAUCAUAUGCUUUGGGAAUUUAAAAGAAAAUUCUCUAAAGAUGAAAAGUUUGAACAGACAGUGAAAACUAGAUUUUGUGUGGAGGACUUGAAAAAGUUCCAAGACUGUCAGAAACCAGGAGAGAUUGUUGCGUGUUUGUUGGAAAACAGGCAGAAUCUUACAGUUCCAUCCUGCAAACAUAUGAUGACUAAAAUGCAGGCCAUUUUCUUCAGUGAUUUCCGAUUGAUCUCGCACUUUUUGGAGGAUUGUUCACCAGAUGUGAACAAAUACAAGUGUGGCAGAAUUCCAUCAGAGCAGGAGGAUGAGGAUAUCCACUCCCAAAAUGAUGUGUUAGAAUGUCUUGAGGAACACCAAGAUGACUUAUCGCAAGCAUGUCAGAAGCAGAUAUAUCGUCUUGCUGAACUGUCUUCAGAUGACUACCAUCUUGAUCGACCCUUAUAUUAUGCCUGUAAAGAUGACAGGGAGAGGUUUUGUGUUGAUGUCCCAUCAGGGGAGGGGAGAGUGUACAAAUGCUUGAAGAAACACAAGUUAGAGGAACAAAUGAGUGAUGAGUGUAAAGAUAAGUUGACAGAGAGACAAAAGUUAGAAGCUAAGGAUGCUAAGGCCAACUAUCCACUGAUGAAGAAUUGCUUGAAGUACUAUACAGAAUUUAGGGAAAAAUAUGAAUGUGAAAGAGGAAGUACAAAACAUGGAGCCAUGGCAAACAUUCUGAUAUGUUUGGAGAAAGCUAUACAAAAUGAUGAAAAAGUGGGUGGCAAAUGCCAGGCAGAAUUAUUUGAUCUGCGACAACAGUUGAUGACAGAUUACUCCCUCAAUCCUGAGAUUGUUGCUAAAUGUGACAUGGAAAUCAGAGACAGCUGUCAGAAAGAGGCAACAGUGAAGGAGGGAAAGACAAUUGACUGCUUAAUGGCCUUAGCAGAGGAACAUGAAGGGGAUGAUAGUAAGAUCAGACCACAAUGCUUCGCAGCAGUUGAGGAACUUUUAGAGGAAACUGGUGCAGGAAGUGAUUACCGCAUUGAUCAUACCUUGUACCAAGCAUGUGAACCUGUUGUGCAGACUGUCUGUAAAGAUAAGGGCAAAAAGGAAGGAGAUGUUAUGGUUUUGUCUUGUCUGAUGGAAAAUCUUCACACAGACAACAUGAUACCAGAAUGUGAGGUACAGCUGCUUCAUCUGGAAUUUUUCAUUGCAAGAGACUUCAAGCUCGAUCCUGUGAUGCAGAAAGCAUGCCAGGGUGAUGUCCAGAAAGUCUGUGGUGCUGAUUCCCUUGAGGACCAAGACUCGCAUCCAGUCAGCCUGAUUUUGUCAUGUCUUUAUCGACAUAUUGUGCUGGAUACAGACGUAAAGGUCUCCCUCAAAUGUGCUGCACAUGUAGAACGAGCCAUGCACCAAAGGGCUAUGGAUGUACGUCUGAUGCCUGAAAUACAAAGAGCUUGUGUGGUGGAUCUUGGAAAACAGUGCAGUGAUCAAGUUGAAAAAGGAGAGGAGAUAGAGUGUUUGCAGGAGAAAUUUGACAACCUCACUGCAACUUGCCAAAAAGCCAUUAGUGAUUUUACUGAGGAGGAGGGAGAGGACUACAAGCUGGACAGGGUUCUAGUGCGUGCUUGCUCUGGAAUGGUGACAAAGUUUUGUGAGGAUAUUGUAACCCAAGGUAACACAGAAGGAGUCCUACCAUGUUUAGUUGAACACAAAAAUGAUCAAGGAAUGGAUGAGAAGUGUUAUACAGCCAUUAACCACUGGCAACUGGUUGAAAUGAAAGACUUUCAUUUUUCCCAUGAAUUCAAAAGAGCUUGCAAAGAUGAUGCAAGGACACACUGUAGGGAGGCAAAGAGCAAACAUGACCUUGUUGUCUGUUUGAGUAAAAAGAUCCGAGAUGCUGUUAUUAGCGAAGAAGAACAUGUCAUCUCUGAUACUUGUCGCAAACACUUGAAGAUAGAGAAGGAGAUUGAGUCGGAAAAUGUCGAAUUUGAUCCUGUGAUGAUGGUGAAGUGCAUGGCAGAUAUUGCAAAAUUGUGUUCUAAAGUUACAUUUGGUCAAGCAAAGAUGUUGGAGUGCCUCAAAGACAACCGCGAACAGUUAUCUGACCAAUGUAGAGAGACAGUGUUCAAGCGCGAGGAGGAAGAGUUUGAAGACCCCGAUUUGGACUACAAACUGAGAAAAACGUGUCGGAAGAUGAUCAAACUGUUUUGCGAUGACGUCCAACCGUCCGAGUUAUUUUCUUGCCUCAAAAAGCACAAGAAUGAACCGGAAAUGGAGCGCAGCUGCCAGGAUGUGAUCACCAAAAGACAGAUAAGGCAAACGAAAGAUGUGAGACUCGAUCCACAGCUUGGUAAAUUUUGCAAGUUAGACAUCGGGAAAUUUUGCAAGGAAAUCCCUCGUGGUGAAGGGAAGAUUGUGGAAUGCCUGAAGAAAAGAUAUGAGUCGUUGUCUGACGAGUGCAUGGACUAUAUGACCAGGCUGAUGCGUGAGGCAGCACGUGACUACAGAUUGGAUCCAAAGCUCUCAAAAGAGUGUACUGCUGAUAUUAAGAAGUUUUGUAAUGGUGUUCCGCCGUCUAACGUGGAAAACUGCCUCAAAGAACAUUUAGGAUCAGUUGGAAAAAAGGAAUGUCGAGUGGAAAUAGUUCGGCAGAUGAGAGAAGGCCGCACAGAUAUACAAUCUGACCCUGUGCUAUACAAGGCAUGUGCAGUGGAUGUCAAACGUCACUGUUCAGAUGUACCAUUUGGACGAGGAAAAGUAAUGAAGUGUCUCUUGGAGGCUCACGACUCAAACCGGGCACGCUUUGACAGGGAAUGCCUGGCACACUUGACGAACAGAAUGAAGAUGUGGGAAGUAGCUGCUAGGGUUGCCCCGCCUGAAACCAUCGGUGAUCUUGCUGUUGCUAUCUCCGCUUCGCCAUCCAAGAACUACUUCUUCGUCAUUUUUGCAACUUGCUUAGCUCUUAUUUUUGUUGGCGGACUUGUGUUCGGUCGACUUUCCAAGAGAAUCAAAAGAGAGGUCAAGGAUCGCUGAAGGAGGAACCACAUGAACCUAUAUCACUAACAAACGCCAUGCCACUCCAACAAGAGUAUUGUUUUCUCAUGAAGGACUCCUGGACAUCAGAUUCCUGUACAAAACAGUAGCGUUCACUCCGUUAAGAAUAGUUAGGUCAUUGAUGGAAUCUACCAAUCAAAACUGUCUCAAAAUAAUUGAUUGAACUAUUUUAUCUCUUACACUUUUUCACGCGAAAAACCUUUCACAGUCACGGCCAAUUUUUUUUUUUUUUUUUUUUUGCGGAAAAUUUCCAUUGGUUACACAACCUGUAUAGGAUAAAAUGUGUUCUUUUAAUACAUUUGAUUUAUUUUGUACAGUAUCUUCUUUAUACCAGCCAUUAAAUUUCAUUUUUCACUAAAAGUAAGAGAAAGAAGCGCAAAUGUUAGUAGAUUAACCCAGGUGCAAUUCCAAGCGGUGAUGUUGGCGGGGAGUGCGUCUUUAGGUGGAAUGAAAGCUUACUAAAUCAAUAAUGUAAUUUUUGUUGGUUUUACAUGGACUCUUUUUGUAUCAGGAAGCAUGUAAUAAGGAACGCAUAAUGUAGAAUUUCAUUUCAGUUGUUAAGGACUCUUUUCUCAGUGCGAACGAGCCCUACGUUGGUGUCUUGCUGCGUGUAUCGGUGAACCUUCAGAUGAAAGAAGAUAGUGUUGUUGUAAUGAAAGAAAAGGGCUUUGCUGAAGUCUCCUAGAACUGGAUCAAUGGACGGUUUUCUGUUGUAGAAGGGCCGGUACAAGUCCACUGGAAAUAACACUUUAUUAUUUUUUUCUGUUGUUCCUUUCUUACAUUUCUGUCGCGGUGAUUUCUAUAGUCCAUGAAAAAGCUAGCAAUUACUUAACAUAAUGAUGAACCUUAGCAAUAAUAUGAGUGAAUUCAUCAUUGAAUUAAACCAAGAAGUAAAUGUGUGUUCGAAAGGUCUGUCUUAAACUGCAGUAGUAGUAGUGCUAUUGAAAUCUUUUGUUGCUCUCAUAGUCUUAAAAACAGAAGUUAAUUAAAACUCCGCGGAGGAGACCUAAUUUUAUGUGUUUGGCGAAAUGCAUAAAUACUGAAUAUUUAUGUUUACGUUGAGGGAAGGGGAGAAUCGCUACAAAGAUUAAGAUACAGAUAACUGAGUUCUGUUCUAAACUCGUGUAAUCAAUUUUCUCGGACAGUCACUUAUCGCCUCUGGUCCAAGUAGUUUGUUGUCGUGUUUAUGUAAGUAGUAAAGAAUUUAUUUCAUAAAACUGGACUUAAGAAAAAAAAUGUCUGUCUACAAGUGAAUUUAAUUGUUUGUCAAAGUCAAUCUAGAACACUGAGAGCUUUCCCAAUACCUCUAUCGAAAGAUCACCACCGGAGACCACUGAGUUGACAGGUGUGUCAACCCUGGUCUAUUAUGGGGCAUUUGUUCCGCCCUGAAGUGCUGUCAGACGGCACUUGAUAUAUUUGGGAUUUAAUAAACAAUAUUCUAUGCGA